This is a messenger RNA of Oldenlandia corymbosa var. corymbosa, 1075 nucleotides long. The record is from the annotation of a GenBank genome assembly. NCBI's taxonomy places the organism in Eukaryota, Viridiplantae, Streptophyta, Magnoliopsida, Gentianales, Rubiaceae.
AUGAAGAUACCAGGUUCCCUUAACAUUUUGAUCCUCUUGCAGCUGAUUUGCAUAACAUGGACGUCACAAGUCCUUGCAAAGAAAACACUAACCGACAGUGUUACCUGUUCCUCUGGCCCGUGUAGCGGUAUAAGCAUGCCGUGCCCAGCACAAUGCCCAACCACAACACCAAAUGGCCAAAAUAAGAAAGCUUGCAUUGUCGAUUGUUCCUCUCCAAUAUGCGCGGCGACGUGCAUUAACAGGGCGAAACCAAAUUGCAAUGGACGCGGGGCUGCAUGUCAGGAUCCCCGGUUCAUUGGUAGAGACGGCGUGGUUUUCUACUUCCAUGGUAAGAGCAACGAACAUUUCAGCUUAGUCUCUGAUACUAACCUACAAAUCAAUGCCAGAUUCAUUGGCCACCGACCUGCUGGCCGAACAAGGGACUACACAUGGAUUCAGGCCCUUGGUAUUCUUUCUGGCUCCCAUUCUAUCUCUCUUGAGGCCACCAAGGCAGCCAAAUGGGAAGAUGAAAUCGACCAUCUUAAGUUCUCUUACGAUGGCGAAGAAAUUUCCCUCUCCGAAGGAGCUCUGGCUGUAUGGAACUCACCAGACGGAAAUGUUAAGCUGGAAAGGGUCGCUGACAAGAACUCAGUGAUCCUCUCCAUCCCCCGAGUUGUGGAAAUUGCAGUCAAUGUGGUUCCCAUAACAAAGGAAGAAGACAGAGUUCACAACUACCAGAUACCUUCUGAUGACUGCUUUGCUCAUUUGGAAGUUCAAUUCAGAUUCUUCGGCCUAUCCGCGAAAGUUGAUGGGGUCAUUGGACGUACUUAUCAGCCUGAUUAUGAAACUCCGGCUAAAUUAGGUGAUGCCAUGCCUGUAUUUGGAGGUGAAGAUAAGUACAGAACAACUUCUCUUCUCUCUGCAGAUUGCAAAGACUGCUUGUUCAAACCAAACAGCAAUGAUGGCAACAGCAAGAACAGCCCAUUUCUGGUUGAGUAUGGAACCCUGAAAUGCAGCAGUGGAUUGUCCCGCGGCGUUGGAAUCGUCUGCAAGAAAUGAUCGGCCUACACUGGAAUAGUCUUGAUGAAUAAAAAUG